AUGACCGUCACUCCGGUCGCGGGACUCGGCACCUCCACAGUUCUGAAAUCCAACUUCGUCGCCUGUCCACGUGUUCUCAGCGGGCCGAUCCGGUCCAACGCUCUCAGUGCUUCAAGCGCCGGGAGAAGGCGGCUCGUUGUGCACGCACAUAAGGUGGAGGUGGAGCAUCAGGGUAAAACACACAUUCUCGAGAUUCCCGAGGACGAGACCAUCCUGUCCGCCGCGAUUGACGCUGGCCUGGAUCUGCCUCACGACUGCAAGCUCGGCGUGUGCAUGACGUGUCCUGCGAAGCUGAUUUCGGUCUCCGUCUCCGCUACUGCGUCUCCCCCUCUUCGUAUCCGCUGCUCCGUUUGUCCCACUCCGUCUCCCCACCUCCGUCUCCCUCUCUAUCUCCCCCUCUCUCUCCCCCUUUCCGUCUCCUCUUCUCCGUCUCCCCACUCCGUCCCCCCCUCUCCGUCUCCGCCGCUCCAUCUUCCCCACUUCAUCUUCCCCACUCCAUCUUCCCCACUCCAUCUUCCGCAUUCCACCUUCCCCACUCCAUCUUUCCCGCUCCGUCUCCCCAUCUCUGCCACCCCCUCUCUGUCUCCCCCUCUCCGUCUCCCCCACUCCAUCUUCCCCAUCUCCGCCCCCCCUCUUUGUCUCGCCCACUCCGUCUCCCCCUCCCUCUCCCGCUAUCCCUCUUCCCCUCUCAGUCUCUCCCUCUCUGUCUCCCGCUCUCCGUCGCUUCCUCUCCGUCUCUUUCUCUUCGACUCCCCCACUGCGUCCGCCCACUCCGUUCCUCCCUCCCUGUCACCCUCUCUCCGUCACCCCCUCCCCGCACCCGUUGCUCCGUCUUCGUUUCCCCUCUCGGUCUUCCCCUUUCCGUUGUCCCCAUAUUCUCUCCUGUGUGUUGCGCCUGUUCCAUAUGUCGUAUAUGUUUACGGUAACAGACGGCGCCUCUCGUUUCCUGAUUGCUACCCUCCGCCAUUCGACCUGGUCGACCUGCGAAUCCGAAAGGCCCUGGAUAUCCCCUUUAACAAGCCCCUCGAGAUUCUUUACGAUGACACGGACGGAUACACAGUGCCACUCUCCAGUGACGAGGACCUCUACGGCGCGUUUGUUCUCCAGAAGAAAAACCUGCUGGACGUGACAGUUGCUUACAAGGCCGGCGUGACAGAUCCCGUCAACUUGACAGACUCUGUCAACACAGACCCCGUCAAGGCUAAAUCCCACGUCAGCUGUGGGAGCGGCGCCAGCGUUUCUGUCGGCGUCAGCACUCCUUCCGAGCCGCUUCAACCCCUCUCGUCCUCUGAAGCAGGAGCAGUAGCAGCAGCUACAGCUUUUCCCUCUUCUUCCUCAACCGCCCUUGCUCCCUCACCUGCCUCAUGUUCCUGUCAACCGUCUAUCUACGUGAUAAUUGCAAUACUUAACGGCUCUAAAUGGCGCGUCCCGAUUCUCGGUUGCUCCCCUCCGCCGUUGGACCUGGUCGACCUCCGAAUUCAGAAAGUGUGCGGCAUCCCCGCAGACAAGCCCCUUGGCGUUUCUGUCGGCGUCAGCACUCCUCCCGAGCCGCUCCAACCCUUCUCGUCCUCUGAAGCAGCAGCAGCAGCUACAGCUGCUCUCUCUUCUUCCUCAUCCGCCCCUGCUCCCUCACGCUCCUCUGCUUUAGAGUCGACUCAUCUACCACCACCUCCUAACUCUGCUGCUGCUCUCGCUCCCGCCGCUGCUCCCCCUCCCAUGUCUCGUGUGCCCUACGUGAUAAAGUUCAAUUCCAAAACUGGCAAGCGUAAGUGGCGCAUCUCGUUUCUCGAUUGUUCCCCUCCGCCGUUAGACCUGGUCGACUUCCGAAUUCACAAGGAGCUCGAUAUCCCGGCCGACAAGCGCCUCAUGUUCCAUUACCAUGACACGGCUGGAGACUGGAUAAGGAUCGCCACUAGCGAGGACCUCUACGACGUGUUUGUUCUCCAGAAGAGAAACCUGCUGGAAGUGACAGUUGAGUACUAUCAUUGA
Molecule: messenger RNA, 1989 nt
Organism: Closterium sp. Naga37s-1
Lineage: Eukaryota; Viridiplantae; Streptophyta; Zygnematophyceae; Desmidiales; Closteriaceae
Source: the annotation of a GenBank genome assembly